Molecule: messenger RNA, 1595 nt
Organism: Lobosporangium transversale
Lineage: Eukaryota; Fungi; Mortierellomycota; Mortierellomycetes; Mortierellales; Mortierellaceae
Exons: 1
Coding region: 129-1478 (449 amino acids)
Source: RefSeq, a predicted model, not a curated record
CUAAAGCCGAUUACAGGAACCAAAGUCUUUUAAUUCGCUCUCAGCCAAUCGCAAUCGACUUCGAUGCCUUUCCUGCCCCGACUACACCCCUGCCGAUCCCAAAGAUACCAAAUUCACCUCUUGCGCACAUGCCUUCGCGCACACCACCCCCACCUCCAAAGUCCGUGCCUCUGCCUCCACCUCCUUCUGAAAAACCAACGACUUCUGUCGCGGUAAUGUCUAAUUCUUUGCGACCACCACCAAGACCACGUUCUGUAUCUCAUCUGGCGCUUAGCAAACCACCUUCAGAGAGCCUUCCUCCUGUACCAGUUCUUCUCCACUCUAAUGACAACCUUCAUACUUCCAGUACCCCCACCAGCCCCAUAUCUCCAACCACUCCACCUUACUUCGCUUCCUUUUCACAGUAUAGAUACGGUAAUUCCUCCCCAACCUUACUUCCGUCCAACAACAACAGUAUCCGUUCAUCUAGCGUUGGGCCUGUCCAAGGCACGGUCAAAAGUAAUAAGCCCCUUCCUCCCCGUAAAAUGUCUAAUCCGAUCUCAUCCAGUGGACACGCAAUUCGUGUCCCGAAGGAAGGUAAUCGCGGUCGACUUUUAUCUGUAUCCUCUGUUUCCUCGGUAGGAACCUACUUAGAUAGAGGAAGAGAGAGAGAUAGAGAAGAUCUAGUCGAUAAUAGGGCUGAAAAGCAAGGCAGCAAAGGAAAGAUAAAUACACCAAGGCAAGCAACGGAUAAUGAGGACGAUCGUAAGGUGGCAAGCACAACAGCGACCCAUCACCAUAGCAUAGAAGACCUCCCACCGAGGCCUGUGGGCCUUGUGGCGACGUGUUAUUAUGGUAUAGAAUCGAGUAUGCGAUGGCGAGAGGGCAUUGAUCCGAUCCAGAAGCGAUUUGCGUCUUCUAAUGGCUCUUGGCGAUGUCAAGAUCGUUUUGCAGUCUUUUUCAGACCUGGGGAUCAGAUUGGUCCUGACCAGGUCGUCACAAAGACCUUUUGGAGCGAAGCUUGGCCUUAUCCCAUCGAGACAAUCCUGUAUGGUACCACAGGCGCUUUUAAUGCGUUCUCAUCAUUGGCCGUAGAUCCUAAUGCCCAUGCUAUUGAACAACAGAGACGUGAACAUGAGCGCGAACGAAAGCGCAUGGACCAUCACGAAGGGGGCAAUGAGUCAGAUCAACAGCUGUCAUCAAGACUGAAAGGAGGCCUCCGUUUGACAUCGUCGUCUGAAACGUCUUUGAAGACAGCCGCAUCUUUCCCACCAACGGCUCGGAGUCGAGACCCGCGAUAUAUUACAUCGGAGGGUGUACAGAAGAUUGCCAAAGUUACGAUUCCCAUGCCUGAUGUCGCUAUUGACCAAGUGGACCUGGUCAAGGCUCCUAUUAAGGUUGAGCUUCGAAUUUUUAUCCUCGAGUCGCCUCUCCGUGUCCAUGCCUCGGCCUUUCUCCUUGGUCGGACAGUGACAGGGACAGCAGAGCUCUAUGUGUAAAUUUUUACCCCACAUCGUCAGAUAUUUUCCCAUUUCCCAUUUUUCAUUUUUCCCUUGUCCAUAGCAUAUUUUAUCAUUCCACAUCCCACAUCCCACAUUGCAAAUAUUCCUGUAAAU